GGGAGAGGCACGUGGGCAGGCGCAGUGGCACGUGAGGAGCAGUUACUCUACUCUGACCUCUCCCCUCCCGCCAGCCAAUUUUGAGGGAAAACGCUUCUCCAGCCCUCCUGAGCCCCGCGUCGGACAGACCACAGGCCAGAGGGAGAGCCCGGUGAACCGUGGCUGUGUGAUGGCCGGCCGUAGCCCCCCGUUCUCCAGCACUGUGCUCCCUCCCCGGGAUGACCCUGCUGUCGAGUCCAGCCCGCCGGACCUGAUGGAGUGCCAAAGCAGUGAGGAGGGACAAGCACCCAUUCCACCGGAAAUUCCGGAGCUCCCGGCUUUGUUGGGCUCAGUACCCUCGUGUUCCUCAGACCCCAGAGGUAGGAAGAGGCAAGCCACUGGGCCCAAUCCUCAGGAAGGGCAGAAACGGCGGUGGCUGGGCAGAGAUGUGGAGGAGUCAGCCUAUCCCCCGGACGCAGACCCGCAGAAGGAAUCCUGGGACCUGUUUGACUUUGUCAGCCAGGUUGCUCAGUCCCUGGGCAAGGACGAGCCUCUGAGUGGCCCAGCUUCUUCCCGGUACCCCGUCCAUGCUCCUGCAGCCCUGGUUGUCGGGGAGGAAGAGGGUCCGGCCCACGAGGAGUUGGAGAGAGUCAUCGAUGAGCUGCAGGUGAAAGACUCAUCCUGCUGGACCCUCCCGGAUGAUGUGCUGGAUUACCUUGCCGGAGAUUCCGAUGCACCCGGUCCGGGGACCAGAGCCCCGCCAGCCUCCCCCAGUUCCCCAGUCUGCACCCCUGAGACCCUGGUUGCUGAGGAGGGGGAGGGUGCGGGGUGGUCGGGGGAGGCUCGUGAGGAGCUGGAGCAAGUCAUCUGUGAGCUGCGGGUGAAGGACACAUCCUGCUGGACCCUCCCCGAUGACGUGCUGGAUUACUUUGCCGGAGACUCCGACACUCCCGGCCCGGGGACCAGAACCCCACCAGCCUCCCCCACUUCUCCAGUCUGUGCCCCUGAGGCCCUGGCUGCUGAGGAGGGGGAGGGUCCGACAUGGUCCGGGGAAACCCACGAGGAGCUGGAGCGAGUCAUCCUUGAGCUGCGGGCGAAGGGCCCAUCCUCCUGGGCCCUCCCAGAUGACAUGCUGGAUUUCAUCACUGGAGAUUCUGACCCACCCAAACAGGGGGCCCAAGCCCCACCAGGCUCCCCCAAGUCCCCCAUCAUCGCUCAUGCAGCCGCAGCUGCUGGGGAAGGGGAGGGUCCAGCCCAGUCAGCGGUGGCCCACGAGGAGCUGGAGCAAGCCGUCCAUGAGCUGCAGGGGAAGGAUGCGCCCUGUUGGACCCUCCCAGAUGACGUGCCGGAUUACCUUGCCGAACACUCCGACCCACCGAGCCCGGUGUCCUGAGCCCCAUCAGAUGUAUUGAAUGGAAAUUCAUGGUCCAGUAAGAUGAGCUGCUUGAACAUUUGUGACCCUUAUGAGCCUGAAAAAGAAUUUGGAAUGUUAAGUAGUAAUAGUAAUUAUGAUUUCAUUUUAGAAUUAUUAAGCAGGUCUUCAGGAGUAACAUAUCCAGAGUUGGCAAGGUUCCAGAAUUUCAUGUAUGUGUUCAAAUAUGAAUUUCUUCAUCUAUCUCAGUAACACUGUACACAUUAUCUUGAAUAAAUAUGCAAAUGUCAUUUACA
Messenger RNA from Ornithorhynchus anatinus (platypus), 1647 nucleotides. RefSeq lists its product as uncharacterized. The transcript has 8 exons. The coding region runs from base 170 to 1372 and encodes 400 amino acids. Lineage: Eukaryota; Metazoa; Chordata; Mammalia; Monotremata; Ornithorhynchidae. The record is from RefSeq and is a predicted model, not a curated record.